AAGCUACAUUUCAUUCUAGAUUUAUCAAACGCCUUGAUGAAAAGGCAUUUUUGUUUUUCCAGAUAUUUAACAAUAAAACAAUAAAAGAAGUAAAGAGAAGAAUUUUUACUAUAACAUAAUAGCAAUUCCAGAAAGAAACUCAGAAGCAGUUCAUCUCAUAGUUUAUAGGUGGCGCUGUGUUCUGUUGACUCCAAAACGAGGAAUCAAGAUGGAUGUAUUUUUAAUGUUACGAAGGAAGAAGGCAACUAUCUUCACUGAUGCCAAGGAGUCUACCACUGUGCAUGAAGUAAAGAGAAUAGUUGAAGGUAUUCUCAAGGUCAGACCUGAAGAUCAGAGGCUGUAUAAAGAUGACCAGCCAUUGGACGACAAUAAGACGUUAGGAGACUAUGGUUUUACGUUUGCCACAGCUAGAGCCCAAGCACCAGCUACUAUUGGAUUAGCUUUUAGACAAGAUGAUGGAGAAUUUGAGGCAUUAGAAGUAACGCCAUUGUCUAAUCCUCCAGAAUUACCAGACGUCAUGAAGCCACAGGAUACAGCCACACAUGCACAGGAACAAACAGCAUCAUAGUUAUCUCCUCAUACUUAUCAUCAGAUCAUCUUGUUUAAAGGGAGAUAAUUUUCUCAUAAUUUUUUUUAAGCCAUCAGUACUAGCAGUUAUUUUGACAUUUUAACUUAAUUUAUUUUGUACUUUUCCUGUACUGUUUAUUGUCUUUUUACUGAGGAUGUGAAUGGUUGAUUGUUUGAAGAAGGAUGGUUGCAUGUUUUAAGAACUGUUAACAAUUACUGCCAUAUGAAAGUAUUUGCAAUGUUAUGAUCCAAUGCCACUUUAGACGUGGCUUCAUGAUUAAUUAUUGAAGACAGCUGAGAAUAGAAAGAACAAUCUUAAAAAGAUUAAAAUGAGUUUUAACCAUUGUUCUGGGACUGCUUGUUUUCAGUACAGCUAAAAAGAUAUUUAGUAAAAAUCAAAUUUACUGUUUGUUUUUUAUUUCUCCAUAUUUGAUCAAUUUUAAAAGAAGCAAGGCCCCCAGUGAUGUCUAUUGAAGAAAGCAAUGAAAAUGCAACUUCAUGUAAACACUAAUAAUAUCUUAAGUGCUUUUAGUUUUUUAAUUUUGUAGAACUUUUUCUUUUCUUUAUUUAUGCAAGAUUUAUUUUUCUUUUGAAAAAAUCAUUAUUUGUAAAUUUUCAAGAGAAAGUGUUUAAAUUUAUUGCCCAUACAUCAAAGGGAAAUGGUCAGAAAAUAUGUGUACUCACAGUUCUGCAUUUAUACAUAAUUCCAUCUGGUUUGAUUUAUUAAUCGGAGUAAUAGGUGUAUUUAUUGAGGAGAAUUUGAACUGAUUUGUUUAUACUUGUACACUUUUUUUUUACCAAGAACAAGUUUUGUUUAUUAAGUCGUGAACAAAUGUUAACAGUCCAUGAUUAUACAGGAAACUAAUAAUUAAUAGGCUUCGGUUCCACAUAGUUAAAUUCAUUAAGCCUUUCUCAAUUGUUUUAAGUUCUUACAUUUACAUUUUCAAUGUUAUUAUAAUUGUUAGGUUGCUGUUCAAUAGAUAUUUUCCUAACACUUCCUAUAUUUAUUUAACCAAUAUUUUUAACACAUUAUAAAAAGGAUAAAUAUACAGUUUAAACAUUGUUAACAAGAAAACAACUAAAAUUUUCUAUAAAAGUGUCUGUAAAAUAUGUUAAAAAAAAAAAAAUUGCUGAAACUGAUAUUUUAACUGGCGAUACUCCAUAAAAUGUGUAUUGAAUUUCUUCAGUUCUGAGUUUGUUUCUGAUUCUUACUUAUUAUGAAAAGUUGUACAUGCAAUAAGAAGUUCAUUUAUUAAGAAUUAAAGAUGUAUGAAAAGUGUUUAGUGCUGUCUCGGCAGUUUGUUUGUACAUGUUUGUAUUGGACUGAAAUGUUACACGAUAUAAAUAUAGAAUGUACUGUUAA
Messenger RNA from Mytilus trossulus (common blue mussel), 1930 nucleotides. RefSeq names its product elongin-B-like. Gene Ontology annotation, molecular function: protein binding. Lineage: Eukaryota; Metazoa; Mollusca; Bivalvia; Mytilida; Mytilidae. The record is from RefSeq and is a predicted model, not a curated record. Gene Ontology annotation, biological process: transcription elongation by RNA polymerase II. Bases 209 to 568 code for a protein of 119 amino acids. Gene Ontology annotation, cellular component: elongin complex; VCB complex. The transcript is spliced from 4 exons.